AAAAAAGAAAAGAUCUUGGCGCCACAUUCCUCUCAAAAUUCCCUCGCCACCGCCGCAAUUCAUCACUGUAACCCGCCCACAGCCCACUAUCUUCCCCAAUACUCUCACACACAAACACUUCCACUGCGUGAAAAAAAUGGGGGAUUCCACUUCUCCACUCACCUUACCAGAGAACCCUAACCCCAAAUCUAGCCGCAGCAGCUCGACUAAAACAAUACACAUCGGCGGCAUCCCGGUGGACUUCCCGUACAAGCCGUACGGCUCUCAGCUGGCAUUCAUGAACCGAGUGAUUUCGACGCUCGAUAGGUCGCAGAGAGAGGGCCACUGCCACGCGCUGCUCGAAUCGCCCACUGGCACGGGGAAGUCGCUCUCGCUGCUCUGCUCCGCCCUUGCGUGGCAGCAGAAUCAGAAACUGAGAAAUAUUCGGAAUAACUUGACGCAUUCGAGCUCUAGGGCUGACCCUCAGGCCGUCACGGACCCGAUUAAUCAUGGAGGCGGCUUCAUCCCUGAGACUCAGCCAUCAGGGAAUCCAGUGUCACCACCACCCUCUGCAGCCAGUGCCAACAAAGAGAAAAAAAGAUUAGCACCGAUUAUCUUUUAUGCAUCGAGAACUCAUGCUCAAAUCAGUCAAGUGAUCCGGGAGUACAAGAAAACAACGUACAGGGUCCCCAUGGCAGUCUUGGGGUCAAGAAAGUAUUACUGUACCAAUCCAAACUUACGUGGUGAUGAGAAAGUUGAUGAACAAUGUCGGUUGCUUCUGAAGAAUAAAGAAGAUUCCUGUCCAGAAUACAAAAAUGUUCAUAAAGUCAAAGGUCAUCCCUCUCUUCAAAAAGGUGGUUGCCAUGAGGUCCAUGACAUAGAAGAUCUUGUCAAAAUUGGGCAAGUAGUCAAAGGCUGUUCAUAUUUUGCAGCACAUUCUAUGGCUGAAGAUGCAGAACUGGUCUUCUGUCCAUAUAACUACAUCAUCAAUCCAAUCAUCCGAGAGGGACUGGAAGUUAAUAUGCGGGGGAGCAUUAUUAUUUUAGAUGAAGCACAUAAUAUAGAAGACGUAGCUCGUGAUGGUGGUAGUAUUGAUCUUGAGGAGGAAUCUUUGCUAUAUUUGAAGACAGAACUGGGACAGCUGAGCCUGAGUGAUGACAUGACAUACCUACCCUUGUUUGAAAUGACUCAGGACAUAUUGAGUUGGAUGGACCGGAGAAAAAAUGCCCUGAUAAAGCGUGAUUUUCGGUGCCAUUUCCGUUGUUGGACUGGAGAUAAAGCUUCAAAAGAGCUACAGGAAGCUAAUAUAUCAUUGCAGAAUUUUCCAAUAUUGCAACAUUGUGCCAAAAAGGCCAUCAGAGCUGCUUCAGAAGCUGAGCUAGAUGUUUCUCAUUUAACUGGAAUGGCGUCAACUAUCCUGGAAGGAUUGUUCUCUUCACUCGGUUACUUCUUCUCUGGGAAUGGCAUCCAUAUCCAUGACUUUGAACUGGCACUACAAAGAGUUGCAAAGAAAGAUGAAGGUGGUUGGACAAACACAUUCAGCUUGUGGUGCUUAAAUCCUGCUGUCGUUUUUAAAAGCAUUGCUGAAUCUGCACAAUCUGUGAUUCUAACUUCAGGAACACUUUCACCCCUGAAUACUUUCUCAUCUGAACUUGGUGUUCAAUUUGGCACUUGUCUGGAAGCCCCACAUAUCAUAGAUGUUGAUUCCCAGGUGUGGGCGGCUGUGAUUUCCAAUGGUCCUGGUAACUAUCCACUCAAUGCAAGCUACAAAACUGCAGAUGAUUAUGCUUUCCAGGAUGCAGUUGGCACAUCUUUGGAGGAAAUAUGCAAAGUUGUUCCUGGUGGUUGUCUGGUUUUCUUUCCUAGCUACAAGCUGCUGGAUAAAUUAAGCACCAGGUGGCAGGAAACAGGCCAGUGGUCUCGAUUAAAUGCACAAAAAUCCAUUUUUGUUGAACCGAGAGGGAGCAGCCAAGAUUCGUUCGAGGCUACUCUAAAGGAAUACUAUAAUUACAUACGUCAUGGCACAAGAAAGUCCAAAGGGAAAAAGAUAAGGGGCAGAACACUUGGCCUUAAAAGUAGCAAUUUGGUGGAGCCCACGAAUGAUAUUAGGAAAGAAGGGGCAGCUUUUCUAGCAGUUUGUCGAGGCAAGGUAUCUGAAGGGAUGGACUUCUCAGAUGACAAUGCUCGAGCUGUUGUGAUUGUUGGGGUUCCCUUUCCUAACAUUUAUGACAUUAAAGUUGCACAGAAGAAGAAGUUCAAUGAUAUAAAUGAGUUAUCUAAGAACCUUUUAAGUGGGAAUGAGUGGUACUGUCAGCAAGCUUUUCGUGCUCUAAACCAGGCUGCAGGUCGUUGCAUUCGGCACAGGUUGGAUUAUGGAGCUAUCAUCUUCUUAGACGAGCGGUUCCAUAGAGACAGAAAUAGAGCAUACAUAUCAAAGUGGCUGCGCAAGUCUCUUAGGCUCUACAGCAACUUUGAGGAAUCACUUGACGGUUUAAAAUCCUUUUUUAGAGAUGUGAAGGUUCAUACUGGAAGUACAUCAACUUCAUCACAAGAUCUGGAGGUAGUAGACAGUGAAAACAUCAAGCCCGUAGAUAUAAAGAUGGAGACAGGGAAGAAAACCAAUAAAAUAACAAAAUCCAAAUGUUGUCAAGAUAAAAUAGAAGCAAAUAAUGCAUCUGCUGGUGAAAAAGCUGCACGGUUGACCCAUCCAACAUUUGCGGUUUCAAGAUAUGAUUCUCUGCCCAGUGGAACUAAAACUGAAGUUGUUAUUCUAGCUGAUGACGAUGAUGCUAGUCUUGCCGCGAGUACAUUGACCGUAGAGUGUAAUUCUGAAAAGCGCUCCAGGUCAUCUGGAACGCGUUUGGUGGAAUCACCCUCGGAUGAUCCUGAACUUAUUGUUAAGGAAACGCCUGGCAUGAAUUGCAGGGGUGAGCCAACUCCUGAAGUCUACUCAAGAGAUGAUUGCUCAAGUCCGAGGGCAACCCAUUUAUUCAGUGCACGUCCUCAGCAAUCUUCUUCUCAUCCAAGAUCUGUCCAAAAUUGUCUUUCUAGUCCUAUUAAUCUCACGCGUUCAGAAGCUACCACUCCCGAGCAAGAAACAGUUUCCAAAGUAGACAACCAAGAACCUGAAGCAGAAUCGUGCUGGAGUGCCAAUUCAAAUUUCUGGAAAAGAAGAAAGAUCUCUAAUUUGUCAUCGGUCAGCCUUCUCCGUGAAUUUAGUACUCCGUUGGCCAGUUCAAUAACGACUGCAGAAGCAACUCACAACAAAGGGGAGACUCAUCAUUUUGAAAAGGACAGUAGAAAAUCUAAUGCCAUCCCUUCAACACCUAAUAGUUCUACUGUAUCACACAGCUCUUCUGAUCUUAACAUGGACGAGGGACUACAGAUAUUCUGCUCACACUGCAAAAACCCAUUGGGUCUUCUUGAAAAUGAUUCAUUGGUCAAGUGUUCUCUCAUUUCGACGUCAAAAGCUCACUUGAUGUCUCUUCAGAGGAAGACUCCGGAACCUGCAGCUUUAAUACCAUCAAGUGUGGACGUUCUGGUAUCUGAAGCGCCAUCGAUCCAUCCACGUGUCCUUACAUCUCAAGAAAGUGCUACUGGACAGGGGAUUUGGUGCAAGGAAGAUGGAUGCGUAUUCAACUCUGUAUUUUGCCCCUUCUGUGACCAAUCUGACAAUUGCAUUGGUGUUCAUGUGGUGGCCACUGAUGAGUUGAAUAUGCAGUUCCAAAAUAAGAUAUUGUUCUAUCAGGAUUGCUUGGAGAUCAAGAAGAUCGAAGCAGAGAUGAAGAAAGUUGCAACAACCGACAAGGUUCCGUCUUCACACGGUGGCUCAAGCGUAGUGCAAAAUACAAGUCUCAACGUCUUUGAGAAAUUCACAUAUACUUCACCAGUUCAAGAUUCUGGAGGUUGGAGGAACCCAAAGUCGCGGAUGCGCCUGCCAAAGAAGGUAUAGAUUAUUGUGCAUAAAUCAGAUGUCAUGAAAAUAAGGUAUUGAACGUGCUAUAUAUACAAAGCUGAUGACUGUAUCAAACUGAAAUUUUUGAAGUUCUAAAGGAUUGAAUUUUCUUGUAUAUAUAUUAGCAUCUGGAUAUACUUUUUGGAUAA
Molecule: messenger RNA, 4083 nt
Organism: Salvia miltiorrhiza (redroot sage)
Lineage: Eukaryota; Viridiplantae; Streptophyta; Magnoliopsida; Lamiales; Lamiaceae
Biological process (GO): double-strand break repair involved in meiotic recombination; nucleotide-excision repair
Cellular component (GO): nucleus
Molecular function (GO): DNA helicase activity; hydrolase activity, acting on acid anhydrides, in phosphorus-containing anhydrides; DNA binding
Source: RefSeq, a predicted model, not a curated record